CAAGCUGGGUGUGAAAGCUUUGCUCUUUUAUCUCUGCAAAAGGAAUCUUCUCGCACUCGGCUCUUCCGCCUGGACCACCUCAGGAAGCCCUUGCGUUGGGUAGGAAAGCCUGCGGUGCAGAUGGGAUGCGCCUUCUCCAGCACGGGGGACGCAGCGGAUCCAGCUGUCUCUGAAGCCUGGAGGGGCUCAGCCCUGGGCCUUGAGGAGGAAGGGGCGGAUGGCAGCAGAGGGGAGGGGGAGGGAGCGUUCCCCCUCUCCCAGGCCCAGAAGGAGUGGAUUCGGGAGUCCUGGAACAUCCUCCAUAAGAACAUCGCCCGAGUGGGGAUCAUUGUCUUCAUUGGACUCUUUGAGACCCACCCCGAGUGUAAGGACGUCUUUUUCCUCUUCCGGGACGUAGACGAUCUGCAACAGCUGAAGAUGAGUAAAGAGCUUCAAGCCCAUGGGCUCAGAGUGAUGUCCUUCAUCGAGAAGAGCGUGGCUCGACUGGAUCAAGAACCCAAGCUGGAGGCUCUCGCCUUUCAGCUGGGCAAGAACCACUUCCAUUAUAAAGCUCCCCCCAACUACUACGAGUACAUUGGAAUUCAAUUCAUCCAGGCUGUUCGGCCAAUUCUCAAAGAUGAUUGGACUCUGGAGGUUGAAAAGGCCUGGCAGGGCCUCUUCAGAUACCUGGUAGCUGUGAUGCACAGGGGGUUCCAUAACGAAGGAAAGAGACUGGGGGGCAGCCCCUUUCUUCCCCCACAGACAGCUGAAAUGGAAUCCACUCCAGACCAAAUCUGAAGAGGGUGUUCUCCCUGGAAGUGGCUGGUUGAAGGAUCUCCUUGGACUUCCUGCUAGGAGCCCCUGAUGUUGGCUGAGAAAUGCCUUUUUGUGAAGUGUUUCCAUUUCUGCUUUGUGGUCCUUGCAGGGCUACAACCUUCUGGGUGUUCAGCUACAGCAGGGGUAGUCAACCUU
Molecule: messenger RNA, 951 nt
Organism: Crotalus tigris (Tiger rattlesnake)
Lineage: Eukaryota; Metazoa; Chordata; Lepidosauria; Squamata; Viperidae
Product: neuroglobin-like
Exons: 6
Coding region: 121-777 (218 amino acids)
Molecular function (GO): oxygen binding; heme binding
Source: RefSeq, a predicted model, not a curated record